This is a messenger RNA of Branchiostoma belcheri (Belcher's lancelet), 3432 nucleotides long. RefSeq names its product acid-sensing ion channel 2-like. Gene Ontology annotation, biological process: sodium ion transmembrane transport. Gene Ontology annotation, molecular function: ligand-gated sodium channel activity. The record is from RefSeq and is a predicted model, not a curated record. The coding region runs from base 17 to 2431 and encodes 804 amino acids. Lineage: Eukaryota; Metazoa; Chordata; Leptocardii; Amphioxiformes; Branchiostomatidae. Gene Ontology annotation, cellular component: membrane. The transcript has 13 exons.
UCCACCGGUGGACAAGAUGGCAGCGUGGGAUCCUUUUAGCGAUGAACUUGAGGACAUUAUAGAGACGGUGGAGCUACGCGUGCGCACUGAUGUCACCAUCUCCUUCCCGGCCCUGACUCGGGCUCGCUCGACGCAGGGGAAGUCAUGCUGCCGGGCGAGCCCUCCCCCAUCCUCUAGGAGCCAACCGAUCCCGACCCGUAGCCGCGUAGAGGUCUCCACCGUAGCCGCAUCAAUAGCCAUGGAGCUAGCCAAUAGGAAAGACAUGGGGAAAGAAGACUCCUUUACCCCGCUUGCCUUAGCCGCCACCCCGGACGUACGGGAGGUGAAGCCCGUGCAAUGUGUGCCAACAUCCACCGUGGGCACGGGCUACACCUCAUACCGCAAACCGUCCCGGUUCCGACGGUUUGCCUUGGAUACAGACAUCCAUGGCAUGAAACACCUCAUCAAGCGGGGACCGAUCCGGCGUACCGCCUGGGUGCUCAUGCUACUCCUCUCUCUCGGCCUCAUGUCCUUCGAGUGCAUGGAAAGCCUUAUCUAUUACUUUGAGUUCCACCACGUCACCAAAGUGGAGCUUCAGUACACGAACAACAUGACCUUCCCGGCGGUAACUAUCUGUAACAUGAACAAAUACCGGAGGUCAGCGCUUGGCAUGAGGGAUCUGGCCACUGUCGGGCCGUACAUAGGGAUAGUGGAUCGGCAACAAUUCACGCUACAGCAGGAACACUUAUAUCCCAAGGCUUGGGUGGACAAGGUCAAGAACGAGAAUUUAAAGGCGCUGUCUAAGAUGACGACUGGUCAACAAAACUUUGCGGUUUUCGUGGAGCGAGUCGGCCAUCAAAAGGAGGACAUGAUUGUCAACUGCGAAUGGAGAGGAAGCCCAUGCUCGGCAAAAAAUUUCACCCACACCUUCACGCAUCUCGGCAACUGCUACACAUUUAACGGAAUGACUCUCUCAAGGAAAGUGCUUUCUUCUAGCAAACCAGGGGAAGGCAAUGGACUUAAAGUGACCAUCAACAUCGAGAAUGACGAGUACAUGGCAACCAAUGACGUCGCCGGAGACGCAAUGGAUGCCGGGAUAAAGGUCAUGGUUCAUCCCCAACAUGAACCGCCAUUUGUUAAAGAGUUAGGCUUUGCGGUAUCACCAGGGUUUCACACGUUCGUGGCAAUCAGGAAAGAAGUGAUAACGACGCUCCCAGCACCAUACGGCAACUGUCAGCAAAGGGGUGGCCAGAAGUACUACCCAGAUUAUUCGCUGUCGGCGUGCCGGAUAGAGUGUGAAACCGAACACGUCGUACAUGAGUGCGGGUGUCGUCUCGUUGAAAUGCCAGGUGAACAUGUACCCGUGUGUACGCCGGAAAGGUACCAAUGUGCAUACGAAAAGCUAGGGAUAGUGGAUCGGCAACAAUUCACGCUACAGCAGGAACACUUAUAUCCCAAGGCUUGGGUCGACAAGGUCAAGAACGAGAAUUUAAAGGCGCUGUCUAAGAUGACGACUGGUCACCAAAACUUUGCGGUUUUCGUGGAGCGAGUCGGCCAUCAAAAGGAGGACAUGAUUGUCAACUGCGAAUGGAGAGGAAGCCCAUGCUCGGCAAAAAAUUUCACCCACACCUUCACGCAUCUCGGCAACUGCUACACAUUUAACGGAAUGACUCUCUCAAGGAAAGUGCUUUCUUCUAGCAAACCAGGGGAAGGCAAUGGACUUAAAGUGACCAUCAACAUCGAGAAUGACGAGUACAUGGCAACCAAUGACGUCGCCGGAGACGCAAUGGAUGCCGGGAUAAAGGUCAUGGUUCAUCCCCAACAUGAACCGCCAUUUGUAAAAGAGUUAGGCUUUGCGGUAUCACCAGGGUUUCACACGUUCGUGGCAAUCAGGAAAGAAGUGAUAACGACGCUCCCAGCACCAUACGGCAACUGUCAGGAAAGGGGUGGCCAGAAGUACUACCCAGAUUAUUCGCUGUCGGCGUGCCGGAUAGAGUGUGAAACCGAGCACGUCGUACAUGAGUGCGGGUGUCGUCUCGUUGAAAUGCCAGUUGAAUAUGUAAGAGAAGAUUUUUCUCUCUUAAUUCAUUACACAAAGACUUUAAAUCUAGACUAUUUGUUCAUUUCUCUUUUUUACAGUGACAACAUUGCGGUUCUAAACGUUUACUACGAGGCUUUAAACUACGAGUCGAUCGUACAGAUCCCAGCCAUCGAGACAGAGGGGUUAUUAGGUGACCUUGGCGGGCAGAUGGGACUUUUUCUGGGCGCGAGUUUCCUUACACUGGUGGAGGUAUUCGAAUAUCUUAUGGACGAGCUCUAUGGGAGGGUGCUCAAGAAAUGUUGCCGGUGCAAGGCUACCGCAUCUGCCCAUACUACGUCUCCAUCAGCCGACGUGCUGAGUGUGAACAUCAACGGCAGUGCGACACAGCUCCCACAGACUAGUCGCGCAUGACUAGAGCCGGGCGACGGCACAAUGUCGUGCCUGGUCUCCACGCAUUGCGCAUGCGCAGGGAGAAAAUUUGGCUGCCUGUGUACGGACUCUGGUGGGGAUUGUUUCUGUGGGUCAAAGGUCGCGACGGCUGAUUCGGAACUGUGAUAAACUCGUUUAUAUCUCUUUAACACCUACACACUGCGAGUCUGCUGAACAACAGCAACCGUAUUGUGGGGGUUGCUGCUACGAGGCAGGUCGUCAAAAAGUCUCUUACGAGAGAACCUGUUACCUUUGUCAGUCUUUCCAGGAAAGAAGGGGUACCUUUUGUAUGUGUUGCAAACUGUAAAGAGACAUCAUGCUGUCUCAGCAGAAUGUUACAGCUUACGGCAACGCUAGAAGGUGAAGUUGUAGUUGUGAGCUUAUCCGGACCAUUCAAACUGAAGAUAUCAAAAUCCCUCAACAUUUCGUUGAGGUCUAUUGUCUUUACAAAAGCUCAUCCUAGAGAGAAGGGGUUUAUUGAUGCCCUGUAUAGUGGUCGCCACUUCUCGCUAUUGCUAGACAAGAUGACGAACAAUUGAAUCUUCUUGCAAACCCUCCCAAAAUCGUUGCGCUCCUCUGUGUAGCAUCUGUUCGAGUAAUCAAGAAGAUUGGACCUUGUCGUGCUUAUGGGCUUUUGUAUCCAAUGAGAAGUAGGAUGUACUAUUUUGUACUAGACGUUUUAAGUCGAUACAUGGCUGUCGUAGACAACAUUUGCAGGAGACCACAAUUACUUUUUAUGUCUGUACUUUUGAUUUUGUCAAUGCUUUUGUGCGAUCUGGGCUUCGCACAGUCUUUAAAACUACAAGUAUUGUUUUCAACAACACCGUUUUCUCCGAUAGUCAGUACUUGUGAUCACCCAGGUCGGAGAGUGGCCAUGAGUAAAGACUGUUGGAAUACAAAAUUAUAUUAUUAGAAGGGUAAUGUAUUAGAGUUUUCUUCUCUUGCAUUGCCCUCAAAGUGGAUUGAUAUACUCACAAUUAAUC